This is a messenger RNA of Geodia barretti, 1440 nucleotides long. The record is from the annotation of a GenBank genome assembly. NCBI's taxonomy places the organism in Eukaryota, Metazoa, Porifera, Demospongiae, Tetractinellida, Geodiidae.
AUGACCGACCUCUAUCUGGGCGCGGACCGCGCCACCGAGUCCGAGGCGGCUGCGGUCGACGCGGCGCUGCGCGCCCGGGGAGUGGACCCGGUCGUGCGUGCCGAGACCGAGCGGCUCUAUACCUCCGGCCGGGCUCGGCGCCGGGAGCGCCGCCACUACCUGCUGCCCGCGCUGCACGCCCUGCAGAACGCGGCCGGCUGGAUCAGCCCCGGAGGCAUCAACUACAUCGCGGGCUACGACGGCCUGGCCUCCUCGGUCAGGGCCGAGGGCGGCCAUGUGCACCUGGGGCCGUGCCUGGGCCAGUGCGAGCGGGCUCCGGCGCUGUUCGUGCAGGGGGCCGGCGGCCGCCCCGACUAUGUGCCCGCCGACGCCGAGCCCUUCGAGCUGCCCCAGGCCGGCGACCCGUCGCUGCGUCUGCUGCGCCGCAUCGGCACAGCCGACCCCGAGUCGCUGGAGUCCUACAUCGCCCACGGCGGCUACGAGGCGCUGCGACGGGCCGGGCAGAUGGGAGCGGAGGCGGUUCUGGAGGCGGUGGCCGCCUCGGGGCUGUCGGGGCGGGGCGGAGCCGCCUUCCCGACCGGAGUGAAGUGGCGCGCCGUGGCCGCCGAAACCGGACGGCCCAAGCAUGUGGUGGCCAACUGCGACGAGUCCGAGCCGGGCACGUUCAAGGACCGCAUCGUGAUGGAGCAAGACCCGUUCGCGGGCGCCAUCGAGCGGCUGCGAACCGCGGGCCUGCUCGGCCCGGACGCGGCCGGCACCGGCCACGACUUCGACAUCGCCAUCUGGCGGGGGGCGGGCGCCUACAUCUGCGGCGAGGAGACCGCCCUGUUCAACUCGCUGGAGGGAUUCCGCGGCGAGCCCCGCAACAAGCCCCCGUUCCCCACCACCCACGGCUCUGUCGGCGAGCCGACCGCCAUCAACAACCCCGAGACCCUGCUGAACGUCCUCGACGUCAUCAUCGAGGGUCCCGACGCGUACCGCAGCCGGGGAACCGAGCGCUCGCCGGGCACCAAGCUGCUGUGCCUGUCGGGGAACGUGCGGCGAUCCGGCCUCUACGAGGUGCCGUUCGGCACCACGCUCGGAGAUCUGCUGGCGCUGGCCGGGGGCAUCACCGGCACCGGCGAACUGCAGGCGGUGCUGAUGGGCGGGGCGGCCGGGUCGUUCGUGGGCCCUGACUCGCUGGGCCUUCCGCUGACCCUGGAGGACACCCGGGCCGCGGGCACCACCCUCGGCUCGGGCGUGGUGAUGGCCUUCGACACGUCGGUGGACAUGACCGACGUGGUGGUGCGCAUCGCCGAGUUCUUCCGCAACGAGUCGUGCGGGCAGUGCGUGCCGUGCCGGGUCGGCGCAGUCCGCCAGCACGAGACGCUGGUGCAGAUGCAGAAGCGGGGCUCGCUGUCGCCGGCCCCGCGGCCCUCAUCGACGACAUGGCCGAGGUGA